AUGGAUGAUGCUGCGUUGAGAAACCAAGGUCGUAUUUCAAACGUUGACUAUGUUAAAUGUUGUUGCGGCAAGAAAUGUAAAGGUUUGCGAGGCUUGAAGGGUCAUCAAAGAUCAUGUCGCUUCAUCAAAGGUAUGUGCUCUGAUUUGCUAUUGCCACAUGAGGGAGAAAUCACAAACGAACACGAUCAAAUAAGUGAUGUUGACGAAGAUAUAUUUAAUGGCACGCCUAUUUUAAAGCCGGGCGUUAAACUUCCAAAAACUGAACAUGAAUGGAAGGAGGCGGAUCUUUAUUUUAGAGCCGAGCUGCCUAUAUUCGAGGUUAGCGAAUGUUCGGUGAACGAUUGUGUUGACAAAAUGACGAAUUUGGUAUAUGAUUACUUUGUAGAAAAUUUCGGUACGGUGAAUAAGUGCAAGGAUUCCAACUCUGAAUGUCAUACUAAGUAUGCUAGUUACUCAAAACAAGAGCUAAAACGAGAACUGAAAGCAUUGAAACGCCAGUCACCUGUUGAUGUAGACUAG
Molecule: messenger RNA, 519 nt
Organism: Paramuricea clavata
Lineage: Eukaryota; Metazoa; Cnidaria; Anthozoa; Malacalcyonacea; Plexauridae
Source: the annotation of a GenBank genome assembly